AUGAAGCUUGCUCUUUCUUUCCUUUUAGGCUUGGGUUGGCUGGCCAACGCUGCCUACAUCCCUUCCGUGAGCACCAACGUUACCGGGAUUGAGUCUCGAAGUACUGUUGGACUACGCUCUGUGGCAUAUUUCGUGAACUGGGCCAUCUACGGACGCAACUACCAACCUCAGGAUCUGCCCGUCGAGAAGCUAACCCACGUCUUGUAUGCUUUCGCCAACAUUCGCUCUGAUGGAACUGUCUAUCUUUCUGAUACUUGGUCCGACACCGAUAAGCACUACCCGAGUGACUCCUGGAGUGUUAUCGGAAAUAAUGUCUAUGGCAGUAUUAAGCAGCUUUUUCUGUUGAAGAAGAGAAAUCGCAACCUCAAGGUUCUUCUAUCGAUUGGGGGCUGGACUUACUCUCCCAACUUUGCCCCUGCUUUUGAUUCGGACUCGGGACGGCAGCGAUUUGCCAAUUCUUCUACUGAGUUGGUGAAGAAUUUGGGCCUUGAUGGCAUCGACGUUGACUAUGAGUAUCCCAAAAGCGAUGACCAGGCGAACAAGUUUGUCGAUGCACUUCGGCGACUGCGCGGGGCUCUUGAUAAGUACAGCUCAUCAAGUGCAGAUGGGUAUCACUUCUUGGUCACAGUCGCCUCCCCAGCUGGCCCAACCAACUACUGCCAACUCCAUCUGGGCCAGAUGGACCAGUACCUCGACUUUUGGAACCUGAUGGCCUACGACUACUCCGGCAGCUGGGACACCAUCGCCGGCCACGACGCCAACAUCUAUGCCUCCACCGUCGACCCGUCGAGUACGCCGUUCAAUACAGAUCAAGCAAUCAACUACUACACUGCGAAAGGAGUCGCUACAAACAAAAUUGUGAUGGGAAUGCCACUCUACGGUCGCGCAUUCACCAACACCGACGGCCCCGGAGAACCAUUUAAUGGUAUUGGAGGGGGAACCUGGGAGAACGGCAUAUGGGACUACAAGGGCGUUCCUCUGCCCGACUGUGCAGUGACCGAACUGUAUCAGCUAGGUGCUAGCUACUGCUAUGAUCAGGGAGAACGCCUACUUAUUAGCUAUGACACGCCGGCCAUCGCCCGCCAGAAAGCACAGUACAUCCGGUCCAAGGGACUGGGAGGUGGGAUGUGGUGGGAAAGUAGCAGUGACAAGACAGGCGGCGAUAGUUUGAUUUCUACCGUUGUGGAUUCCUUUGGAGGCGCCGGUGCUCUCGAGCAGAGCGAAAAUCAGCUGGGCUAUCCUGCCUCCAAGUACGAUAACUUGAAGAGGGGCUUUGUUUAG
Messenger RNA from Penicillium soppii, 1281 nucleotides. Its product is annotated as glycoside hydrolase family 18 protein. Gene Ontology annotation, cellular component: extracellular region. Lineage: Eukaryota; Fungi; Ascomycota; Eurotiomycetes; Eurotiales; Aspergillaceae. The transcript is spliced from 7 exons. Gene Ontology annotation, molecular function: chitin binding; chitinase activity. Bases 1 to 1281 code for a protein of 426 amino acids. The record is from RefSeq and is a predicted model, not a curated record. Gene Ontology annotation, biological process: carbohydrate metabolic process; chitin catabolic process.